Molecule: messenger RNA, 1236 nt
Organism: Bacidia gigantensis
Lineage: Eukaryota; Fungi; Ascomycota; Lecanoromycetes; Lecanorales; Ramalinaceae
Exons: 2
Coding region: 1-1236 (411 amino acids)
Molecular function (GO): monooxygenase activity; heme binding; oxidoreductase activity, acting on paired donors, with incorporation or reduction of molecular oxygen
Source: RefSeq, a predicted model, not a curated record
AUGCUGAAUGGAAAAAUUUACGUUGUGACAUCAAUUGACUUGGUCAAUGCUGUCAAUCGUAAUUCAAAAGUCCUGGCUUUCAACCCUUUUAUCGCCCAGCUUGGAAAACGUAUUACUGGUCACAAUGACGCUACGAGCCGAGUAGUUCAGCACAAUCUUAACGGUGAAGAUGGACCAGGUUACGUUACUGAGAUUCAUGAUUCGACGGUAACAAGUCUAGCUCCCGGGAUAAACCUCGAGAGCAUGACAGCAGAAAUGCUUUUGCAGGCGUCGGUCCAAUUUGACAAGCUUGAUCCUGGCGGAGAGGUAGACUUGUUCGCUUGGAUAAAACACAUGGUCACCUUGGAGUUUAAUCAAGACCUCAAUACACUUAUUGUGGACAUUCUGCCUACCGUCUUCGCACCAAAAGGUCAUCAAGCUCGCAGGAAACUCGGGCUUGCCUUCCAACGAUAUUUCGAGAAGUAUGAUGCAAAGCAUGCAAAGGGUGCUGCAUUAAUUCAAUCAAGACAUUCUCUAAAUACCCGCUAUGGCUUAGAUGCUUGGAACUCUAGCCGCUUGGAAGUAGGAGUGCUGCUUGGUAUCUUGGCAAACACUGUCCCUGCUAUCUUCUAUAUGAUCGUGCACGUCCUAUCAAACCCCAAUCUCCUGCGCGAUAUACGUAUGGAAUUGGAUAUGAUAGCAGUAUCACUCGGAGGCGACAGGACCCGCUGUCUAAAUAUUCUCACCAUGCGAGAGAGAUGUACGCUCCUGCACUCGACGUUACAAGAGGUGCUACGACUUCAUGCGCUGGGGUCCAGCGUUCGCUACGUGCGUGAGGAUAUUGUGCUGCAAGACCAGUAUCUGUUAAAGAAGGGCAUGAUUGUACAAAUGCCAAUGGCUGUCACGCAUUUAGAUCCUCAAAUUUGGGGUAGCGAUGCUGAAAGUUUCCAGCCGCGGAGGUUCCUUAAGCUGCCAAAAAGUAAGGAGUUCAAGACGAACACUACUGCCUACCGUCCGUUCGGUGGUGGAGCAUCGCUUUGCCCGGGCCGACAUUUUGUUACACUAGAAGCUAUGGCGCUGACUGCUUUGUUUGUGUUGAGGUAUGAUGUCGUGCCAGUGGAUGGGCCUUGGGAGAUUCCAAGGCAGAAACAAGAGAGUAUGGCGACGAAUAUUUUUCCACCAGAAAAGGAUGUUCGGGUCAUGGUCAAGCGAAGGAAAGGGUAUGAGCAUGUCGUAUGGGAUUUCACUAUGGAAUAG